ACCAUCUGCUAAUGGGAAUUGCUUCUCUCUAUUUACCUUAACUAAACUAGUUACAAUCUUGUACACUUCUUGUCACAUCUCAACCUUUACUGCAAAGAGAAUAGCUGCCGUUUAUCCUGUUUCCAUCUGGCAUUUUUGUAGUGCAUAAAAAUAUCCUUUAGAAUGUAGUCUUCAAAAUUUAUAAGCCUUCUUCCCAGGGCUGGAGACCUGAUGGACAGAAUUGUCAACUCUCAUCUUUGAUAUAAUGAACUGAUGUCUCAUGGGUGGCAUUCCAUGCUACAGCUUUCUGUAUCUUCUGUGAAUACACUGAAAUAGUUUUGUGAAUAUUUCUGUAAACAGAAUGCAAAAUUUUGUGUAUGCACAACCUCUGUGGAUCAUACUGUAAGAAGAAUCUAAUGCCCUGAUCAAAAACUCACCCAAAAUCGCUGUUUGCCUAUUCUUACUACUAGUAACGUUUCUUAAUGGCUACACCAAACCACCCUAUAAUGGGUAGCUACAUGUUCUUCAGUACGUUUUAUUCAAUGGUUAUAACUGUAUUUAGAAAUGUCAAUAUUAUAAAGGGACCUUAUUUAUCUAUUUACCUGCCAUUUUAAAAUUAAUUUUUGGCUUUUUCUAUUUCCACUAUUCUUAUCUAAACAGCAAUUGCAGCUCAAUGGCUCAUUUCUUUAUAUUGUUCUCUUUAGCUUCAUAUUCUGUCUGCUUUUGUCAUCUAGUCUCCCAUAUCAGCUUCAUUACUUCUAGACAUCUGUGAGGCCAUGAUCUUCUCGAAUACCUGCAUAGAACACUGGCAUUGGCUGGGAUCAUUUUCCACUACAAAAUUAAACACUAUUGCUGUUUUGAUCAGUAAAUGUUUUUCAAAAGCCAGCCAAUUGCAAAUGACAUUCAUUAUUUUGCAAUCAUACUAAAUAUUAGAUGAAGCAUUAAAUUCAGAUAUUACUUUCCAAUGUACUAAAAUUUUGCAACUGGUUGUUCAGGUUAGAUUAAGUUUGACAAAUCCAUCAUUUCACUUGAGAGAUUGUAAAUCUGAGUAACAGUGUAAAGAGAGGAUAAUGUGGGAUUAGUUGGUCACAUAAUUUUUCUUUUAUACCUAUCUUGUAGGAGUUCAGUCAUCACCCGUACUUUCAGUAAUCUAUCAAGACUCUAUUUUCUUUGUUAACCACUUCAUUAAUACAUAUGCAAGGAUACAGAGUUCUGGUGUGACUUAAAAAACACAAUCAUGCAGCAAUUAUUGUACCCCAAGCAUGAUUACAUGUGACCUGUAUCAUCCAAUUAUACAGUCAUCGUAGAUGAGCGUUCACAUGACCAAUGUACACACAUUUAGUGACCAGUAUUUGAUCAACUUGAGAUGGAAGGCAGCUGAUUAUCAUGAGCCUUGUAAGACACUCCCUGAUCAGUAUCCAAUCUGUUGAUUGAAUCAGUCAAAAUGCUUAAUUAUUAACUACAUCCCUCCAAAGGUCAUUUGUACCAAAAAGACCUGUUAUUGGUAGCCACAUUUCCUCUGCUGACGACUGUUGUCAUAAACAUUAAAGAGAUUAAAAUAGUAAUGCAGAUUUUCUUUUAGAGUUAUGCACUCGAUUUCCACCAAAGUACUUAGAAUAUAUGAAUGUGGUGUUCAGCUGUAAUGUAAAUGCCAUGUGUUACCAGAAUUGGUAAAGUACAGACUGCCAUAAUUCUUCAUAGAAAUUAUUUCUUUUGUUGCUCAGACGCUGCAAUUUUUUUUUCAUUUGAAGUCCGGUUUUUAGUUUACAGUGUUAUUUGUUUAAUUAAAGACUAGAUCGAAGGUUGUGUGCCUGACUGACUGAAACUGACUGCAUUCUUUGCAAAAAAAAGUUGUGAUCCUGAGACUGACCCAUUUUCCGUAGCUGAACUGCAGUGCUCACUUUUCAAAACUGCUGAUUACUAAGAUGAACCUAGUCUAAAUUGGAAUCUUUGGAAUUUUGUAUCAUCUUGGAGAAAUGGGUGUAACUCUAUUCCUCACUAGACCUGUCAGCAUCAGCUAAGAAAUUCAACACCAACAAAUUAAGCACUGGCAGUCUUGUGGAAUGCUACUAUAAAGAGCAUGAGAAAUAGUCAGAAGUGAAGUUAACAAGAUAAAUAGUAGUUGCCAUCCCAAUAUCUGUACAACUGGAAUUCCAUAAUUUCGAUCAGGGCAGAAGUUAAAGGACAAAGUAUUUUGCCAUUCUGUAUUGUUCAUUUUCUCCCCUUUUUUCUUUUGUUGCUGUCAAGUAACAGGUUCGGUCAUUGUCUUUAUAACCUUUGUGGACUAAAUUAUAUCUGUAUUGUAAUAAAAUGUUUGGCUUUAUGGAAACAGCUGAUUUAGCUGUUGUAGGAUUUUAUUUUGUUCUUGUAUUGUGCAUUGGAUUUUUUGUAAUGUGGAAGUCCAACAGAAGUACCGUGAGUGGAUACUUCCUUGCAGGACGCUCCAUGACCUGGUUAGCAAUAGGUGCUUCAUUGUUUGUGAGCAAUAUUGGCAGUGAACAUUUUAUUGGUUUAGCAGGAUCUGGAGCUGCCAGUGGGUUUGCAGUGGGAGCUUGGGAGUUUAAUGCAAUGUUACUUUUACAGGUAUUGGGUUGGGUCUUCAUCCCAGUCUACAUUAGAUCUGGUGUGUAUACCAUGCCACAGUACCUUUCCAAGCGUUAUGGUGGUAACAGAAUAAAAAUCUAUUUUGCUCUGUUGUCCUUGCUACUGUACGUCUUCACAAAGCUUUCUGUUGAUUUGUAUGCCGGUGCACUCUUCAUCCGGGCGUCACUGGGCUGGGACCUGUACCUCUCUAUCAUCAUUUUGAUUGGGUUGACUGCAGUAUUAACUGUCACAGGAGGACUUGUGGCUGUCAUCUACACGGAUGUUCUGCAGGCUAUUCUUAUGAUUGGUGGAGCUUUAACAUUAAUGGUUGUCGGUAUGGUCAAAGUGGGAGGCUUGGACGAAUUGAGACGAAGAUACAUGCUCGCCUCUCCAAAUGUUACUGCAAUCAUUACUUCCUUAAAUCUAAGUUCGACUAACACUUGCCGUAUUCACCCAAAAGAAGAUUCUCUAAAGAUGCUACGUGAACCAACUGAUGAGGAUAUUCCUUGGCCUGGUUUCCUGUUGGGUCAAACACCAGCCUCUGUUUGGUAUUGGUGCGCUGAUCAAGUCAUCGUGCAGCGAGUCUUGGCUGCAAAGAACAUCGCUCAUGCCAAAGGAGCCACUUUGAUGGCUGGUUUUCUGAAACUCUUGCCCAUGUUUAUCAUAGUCAUUCCAGGGAUGAUUUCCAGGAUUCUCUUUACUGAUGAGGUUGUUUGCAUUAAUCCAGAGCACUGCAUGCAAGUAUGUGGCAGCAGUGCAGGUUGCUCAAACAUUGCAUACCCACGCCUAGUGUUGGGAAUCUUACCUGUAGGUCUUCGUGGCCUAAUGAUGGCAGUCAUGAUAGCAGCUUUAAUGAGUGAUUUGGAUUCUAUAUUCAAUAGUGCCAGCACAAUUUUUACCCUUGAUGUCUACAAGCAUCUUCGAAAGGCUGCCACCUCUCGAGAACUUAUGGUUGUGGGUCGUUUAUUUGUUAUCUUCAUGGUAGGCACGAGCAUUGCCUGGGUUCCUAUAAUUGUGGAGAUGCAGGGAGGACAAAUGUAUCUUUACAUCCAAGAGGUAGCAGGAUAUCUCACGCCACCUGUGGCAGCAGUGUUCCUACUUGGUAUUUUCUGGAAACGCUGCAAUGAGCAGGGGGCCUUCUAUGGAGGGUUGGUUGGAUCAAUUUUGGGGAUUUCAAGGUUGAUUCUUGCCUUUGUAUACCAUGUGCCAGAAUGUGACCAGUUUGAUACCAGACCAAGUUUUAUCAGAAACAUUCAUUAUAUGUACUUGGCAGCAGCUUUGUUUUGGAUCACCAUCAUUAUAGCUGUCAUAGUGAGUCUGCUGACUCCUCCUCCUUCCAGAGAGUUGAUUUGCACCACCACAUUCUGGGCAUUAAAAGACACAGAAAUCAUACAAAGUAGUCAUAAAGAAGAAUCUGAUAAAUUAACAGAUAAAAGCCUGGCAAAAUGUGGUGAUGAUAUCAGAUGUGCAGAAAUUUCUGAUUGUAAACACAAAGAUGAUGAUUCAUCUCCACUAGCUGAUCGAAUAGAAUUAGUUCUUUUAAUGCCUGGACGUGGUGAAUCCAAAUCUGUGACUCCACGUGUCAAUGAAGUUCAGACAGCAAAUGACUCUUAUGUAAAUGGCCAAACAACCCCAGUGGACCAAAUGGAUAAAAAGGAACCUGAACUGAAAAAGAAUAUGUGGUGGAGAUUUUUUGAUCAAUGUUGUGGAAUCAAAAAUUAUAGUGUGAAAAAGACAGCAAAAGAUUCUGUAGAAAGUGAAAUGGUUUGCUUACAAAUGUUGCAAGAGAGUCCAAAAAUUAAAUUGGUACUAAAUAUUGGUCUUUUUGUUGUAUGUUCUCUUGGCAUAUUCAUGUUUAUCUAUUUCUCUUUGUAAAAUGAAAGUUACUUAAUGACAGUAUUGUGUUCCAUCUUCCCAGCCCUGAGUUGGUGAUCCUUUUUGGUCCACUUUGGGAAAGAUAUACAAAGGAGUAAAGAUGAGGCUUUAGUAUCAGUUGAUUUCUGUAACUGGUGAAAUGAAGACACAUUUAUACUUCGUUCAUUGAAUUAUUUGUUUUGUUUAUGGCUUAUAAAUGGUUUUAAAUACUUUUGUGACAAGCAUGUAGAGCCCCCUUUUCAUUCAUAUAACUAACCAUUUAUCUAUUUAUUUUCCUGUUGGUUUCUUCAAAAUGAUGGGUACGUGUAUUGUAUUAGGAUAGGAUGAAUUUGAAGGGCACGGACCUGAACUGAUUUUAGGUAUAGCGGAAAUCCCAGAACAAACAUGUAACCCAGCAAAUUCUUUCUUGAUAAUUAAAGCCAACCAUCCACUUAUUCAUAUAGGUUAAUUACCUUUUUCUUGUUGUUUUGUUAUCUGAUAGAAACAGAGUUGUUGCUGGCAAUGUAUAGUGAAGGCACAGGUGCAACAGACUUGUAAGAGAGAUUGAUAUUCGUUGACAUGGAUGUCAAAUUGGAAUUUUGGGAGGGUGAUUGGAGUACAAUCCUCAUUAAGAUAAAUUGCUGUGAAAGUGACUUUAUUACUUGCGUUGAACAGUAUUUGCAGAGUACUUACUACUUAAUGUUGCAAGUGUUGCAAUGAUGCUUUCUGAAAGUUCAUAUUGGGUUAUGCUAACCUAGCUACCUAAUUGUGUUGCUUACAAAGGUAUUAUUCUAAUAUUUGCUUUAAUUACACCUCUAUCUCUAAACUUUCUACUCUUUUUGGGUCAUUGAUCAUGUCUUCAAUGACCCAGUUGAAUGCCCUUGGUUCAUCAGAUCUCCUGCUUCAAUUUGUCUGUUACCUGUUGACAACACCAAAAUAGCAUUUGCCAAAGUCUUGAAUAACACUUUGUGAUUGUGAUCCUGGUGCUUUAUCCCCUUUUGUCCUCCAGGAGUUAACUAUGGAAUUGAACAUGAUUCAGAAUUGAAUCAUCUAUUUUCUCUUGCUUAGUACCACCCUAACCAAAUCAAAUGCAGUCAGCUGAUGUGUAUCUGGAUUGAUCCAUCAAAACCACCUCUCCUAGUAUGCAUGUACUACCUCUAAGCAACAUUGUCUAAAGUUCAGGUUGGUUUCUACAAGUGCAUAAAUGAUUCCCAACUCUUAGAACCAAUUCAUCAACCCUUUCAAUGGGCCUGUAAGAUUAAUUAUUUAAUUAAUCUUAAAUGAGCCUUUUCUUUCUCUACCAUGACAAUGUCUUUGGGGUCUACAAUUAAAUUAUUACCUGGUAUAGAAUUUGCAAUAGUAAAUUAUCCCAGGCAGGGCUUUAAAAUCCAUGACCUAUUCAUCAUUUGAGAUUAUUUCUAUCCCUACAUCAAAUUUCCACUGAAGGGAAAAUAAGAUCCAAUUAUUGCAGCGUUGUUCUUGUAGACGUGCAAACGUCUAGUUAUAAGCAACUUGCCUAAAACAGCAAAAACUUGUGUUCCACAGUUUUAUUUGCCCAUGAUUUCCAUAUUCCUAAUCUUCUGUCUCUUGAAUUAAGUUUAGAAUGGUUUAUUGGAAAAUAUGUCAUAUUCUUAUCUCAGUGUACGAGGUCCUGCAACUUUAUAGAUCUUGAAAAUUUUGGUCUUCUCAUGUUUGUCUCUACUCGUUUCAUCCAUAUGAUUCCAUUGGUUCUGCUCUUUGAGCAUUCUUUUAUAACUACUUUGCAUCUCCACCUUCCUCUUUUUACACUUGAAAAAUGUUCUCAAAAUCCAUUCCUUUGGCCAAGUUUUCUCUGCCGUCUCUAAUUCCUCAGCAUUUGUUAACGUCAUCUACUUGAGGCUCCAUGGAACAUUUACUAUGAAAACACCCAAGGACUUGUGUUAUUUUCAAAAUAAUUAACUCAGAACAAAAUUCAGUUGCAGUGAGUUUUGGCUUCUGAUAGUUGAUUUAACAUUUGAAUAUGAAGAACAUGGAUCAUAUAGUAGGCCAUAAGUUCUCAAUGCCUUUUGUGUUAACUAUAACCCUAAUAUGUUCCAAAUUUAUUCUGAAUUAUUUAUUUGACUAAGACAAAAAGGUUGAAUGAGAAAGUUUCAGACAAAUUGUUUCUCAACUGCCUCUGUUAACAAAAAUAGCUUCUCACACAGUGAAGACCCAUGAAGAAUCAUUUUCCAAAUGGAAUUAAUUUCCAUUGAGUAGCUGGGGAGUGGGGUUAAUGGGAGAAGGUAAAUGUGUAGUGUGCAAGUUGGAGGCAGGGAGAGGAAUACAAAAUGAUCCUAUAGAGCAACCUUUCUAAUGUAGCAUAAUUGCAGAACGAAUAAGCAGUAAUUUUUGCAUGCUGAAAACUGGACGCAGUACAUUUCAGUUUAACCUUAAUGGUGUGCAGCCGUUCAAGCUAACUGAGUACAUCAUAGAUUUGGAAAAGAUAGAUUGCUAAUUUUAAAAUUAUCAAACUAGAAAUUGAAAAUGGACUGAAAAUCUAUUUUACUAACUGAGUACCAGAAAGAAAACAAAAUAAAAUAGAACUAAAACUUUGAACCAGUAUUAUUAGAACAAUUUGUUCAAAAGUUAAUGGUCAGGCUUGGGUUAUCAGUUGACAUAUGCCACACAAGUUGUAUGGCAAGGAAGAAGAUGGGAGAAAUAUCAAAGGCAACGUAUUUGUGACGUAAAGGAAAACGUGAACAUUUCCUGAAUGUAGAUAUGUUUUUAGGCAUGAGUAAUUAUUGUUCAAGUGGAUAGAACCUACAUUACUGUAUCAUGUUCAAUUAUCCUUUUUUUCUCAACAGUUUGCUGUUUUUUUUUAAAAAAUCAUUUUUGCAUUUAGGUUUGUAAGUCGUCUGUAAUUGAGAUGCAGAGGCUGCACAAGCCUUUAAAAUGUGUUUUUAAUUUUUAAAAAAUCUCAAUUUAUACUUCUAAUGCCAAGCUAAUCCUCACAUUAUCAUGAGGAUUAAU
Molecule: messenger RNA, 7404 nt
Organism: Pristis pectinata (smalltooth sawfish)
Lineage: Eukaryota; Metazoa; Chordata; Chondrichthyes; Rhinopristiformes; Pristidae
Product: sodium/myo-inositol cotransporter-like
Exons: 4
Coding region: 2290-4437 (715 amino acids)
Biological process (GO): myo-inositol transport; inositol metabolic process; transmembrane transport
Cellular component (GO): plasma membrane
Molecular function (GO): D-glucose:sodium symporter activity
Source: RefSeq, a predicted model, not a curated record